Molecule: messenger RNA, 2109 nt
Organism: Hippocampus zosterae (dwarf seahorse)
Lineage: Eukaryota; Metazoa; Chordata; Actinopteri; Syngnathiformes; Syngnathidae
Gene: gkup
Product: glucuronokinase with putative uridyl pyrophosphorylase
Exons: 23
Coding region: 166-2034 (622 amino acids)
Biological process (GO): biosynthetic process
Molecular function (GO): glucuronokinase activity; ATP binding
Source: RefSeq, a predicted model, not a curated record
CGGAUCCUUGGUCAAAGUGCACGGCUCGAGCGGAAGUAGUCGCACAUUGCCCUGCUGCAGCCAGGAUCUUCACUGUGUGUUCAACCAGUCCAUCGGAAGCUCAGCACAAGUACGGCACUGUCGCUAGACAUCCGGAGUAGGAUCCAGUAAACAGAAGCUGGCCACAUGAUUUGUGUACUACUGGUUGCCGGCCACGGCACACGUUUACAGACUGAAAUAAAGCAGAAUGAUGAUACCGGCAUGUACAGCCAUCUAAUUGGCGUACCAAAGACCUUGCUUCCUGGCAUUGGAGGAAAGAAGAUUUUGGACUUUUGGUGGAAAACUAUCAACUUGCGUCAGUUAUUUACAGAAGUGUAUCUCGUCACUAAUGCAGACAAAUAUAAGCAUUUUGAGCGCUGGGCCACAGCCAAUGAUUUCCCAGUGGAAAACAUCAUCAAUGAUGGCAGCACCACAGAGGAGGACUGUCUUGGCGCUGUGGCUGACCUGGAGUUGGCCAUACGUAGUCGCAAGCUGCAAGAUGACAUCAUCGUGAUAGCGGGAGACAUGUUGUGUGCCGACCAAAACUUUGACAUCACUCAAGUGAUCCGUUUUUUCCGUUCAAAGCCUGGAGAACUGCUUAUUUACUAUGAGAUGGAGGAAAGCGAGAAAAGCAACUCCAGGGGCAUUGUGGAAGUCUGUCCUGAUUCCCAUCGAAUCACUCGUUUCUGGGAGAAACCCCAGGAAGGACUCACAUCUUCCCGUCUGGCCAGUGUGGUGUUUUACUGCAUCCAGAGAGAGAGUCUGCCCUUGCUGUCUGAGUUCACAAGUCAGAUGGAAGCCACAGACAGGUCCUUUGGAAGAUUCUGGGAGCAUAUUGUCAACCAGAAUCUGCUUGAUGUGUUUGGAAUGAAGCUCCCAACUGGAUUCCAGCUAAUUGGACAAGUGGGUCUGUCAGAUUACACCAAGUGGCUCACCCGAUUCUCCAACAAGGAGCAGGACAAAUCUGACAGAUCAAUCACGUUUCGGUCUUUUGCCAGGGUUGGAUUAAUGGGAAAUCCAUCAGACUGCUUUAACGGGAAAACCAUCGCCAUGACGAUCAUGAACUUCUGGGCCGAGGUCACCCUUGUGAAAAGCCAAAGUUUGGUCCUCGUUCCUCAUCCUCUUAACGACCCCACCGAGUUUGGAAGCUUACAAGAUUUGUUCAGUAUCAGUCGGAAAGAGGGUUACUUUGGGGGCCUGCGGCUGCUGCAAGCGACCUGUAAGAAAUUCUACCAGUUCUGCUGCCAACAAGGCAUCGCAUUGACAAAGCAGAACUUCACAUUGAAGUAUGACACAAACAUUCCACGACAAGUGGGCCUUGCUGGGAGCAGUGCCAUUGUCUCAGCCACCCUGAAGUGUCUCAUGAAAUUUUACAACCUCACAGAUGAUGAUCUCCCAAAGCCAGUCCGAGCCAACUUUAUUCUUAAUGUGGAAACUGACGAACUCUUCAUUACUGCAGGCCUUCAAGACAGGGUUGCGCAGGUCUACGAAGGUUUAGUUUACAUGGACUUCAGCAAGAAGGUCAUGGAAGAGCAGGGUUACGGGAACUACAUCUCCAUGGAUAUGAGUGGCCUACCUCUAUUCUGGUUGGCCUACUUGAGUGACCCAAGUGACUCAGGGCGUAUUCAUAACAACAUCCGACAACGCUGGCUCAAUGGGGAUACUCUUGUGGUCGAAGCCAUGCAGACCUUUGCUCAACUUACUGAUCAAGCCAGGGUGGCUCUCAUGGAAAAAGACUGGAACUGUCUGGCACAACUAAUGGACCACAACUUUGAGCUAAGGAGGUCUGUGUACACCGAUGAGUGCCUUGGUCCUGGCAACCUCAAGAUGGUGGCGUUAGCAAAGGAGUUUGGCUCAGCUGUGAAGUUACCAGGCAGCGGAGGGGCAGUGGUAGGAUUGUGCCUAGACCCAGAAAAACUGGAGCCGAUGAGACAAGCUUUCCAAGAGGCCGGCUGUGUUUUCUGUGUCAUCAUUCCGUACAACCCAUCUGUCAGCGCUGUCAGCAGUCAACCGUGACCGUCAAGCUGCUCAAGGCCAACACGGGUCACUGGAGGAUUAUCAAUCAAAAUAAAUGCUAAUGUUGUAUGAAAA